Aspergillus uvarum CBS 121591 is the source of this 859-nucleotide messenger RNA. RefSeq lists its product as uncharacterized. Bases 332 to 805 code for a protein of 157 amino acids. The transcript has a single exon. NCBI's taxonomy places the organism in Eukaryota, Fungi, Ascomycota, Eurotiomycetes, Eurotiales, Aspergillaceae. The record is from RefSeq and is a predicted model, not a curated record.
UGCGAUGAAGGGGGACCUGGGAUGAUAUCUGGCUGCCUAAUGAAGUGGAUCCGGGAACAGACGCUGACCAUCCCAACUGGAGGAACGAGCUGCCGCCGAUGGUUCGGAUGCACUGAGCUUUAAAUAAGCUUAUUUAAACGUUUCUUGAUGCUGUACGUUGUGUGUGAGAAAUGGUCAACCCCUCCAUUGUUGGUGUUGAGCUUCUUGCACCGGAUAGGACGGAUGUAUAGUGCUGUUUUGGACUCGGGCAAUGGGCCAAGAAACCGAUCGGUCACGUGCAGACUAGAAAACAUAAUUUUUCUCAUCCCUUUUUCCUACCUUGUCACAAGAAAUGCAAAAAAACACAAUCAAUCAACUGAAAAAUUUGAAUGGAGAGAUCCCACGAGCGCAGGAAGAAACUCCACCAGGAAACUUGGACCACAGGUAUACUAAGGCAACGGGCCACUCAGGAAGCAGCACUGGAUUGCAAUGGGCGGGCUGCAGGCCGACCAAAGUGGAGACCAAUUCGUCGUGUGAUGAACUGAUGGGUAGCAUUAUUAAUGCGCACCGUGAUGGAUGUGGGUUCAAGCCAGAAAUGAUGGUAACGGCUUCAAGUUCAAUCCCAAUCAGAUACCAGGGCAGUCGCCAGGAUCGGACCACCACCACCACCACCUGGCACACCCCUCUUACUGGUGCCGUCCCGUGCCCUGCAGGCGCAAGGAUCUGUGUGCAACAUGGCCAGCCACGUCACGGUCGCUACCAUGCUGAUCAACAGAGACAGCGCCAUAGUAUGAACAAACCGUCAAUGCGCAGACGGUCAAUCUGACCAUCAGCCGUCAAUCCAUGCUGGACAAGGAAGCUACAACGAGGCCCCAGGCGC